Fopius arisanus is the source of this 1103-nucleotide messenger RNA. RefSeq lists its product as uncharacterized. NCBI's taxonomy places the organism in Eukaryota, Metazoa, Arthropoda, Insecta, Hymenoptera, Braconidae. The coding region runs from base 198 to 911 and encodes 237 amino acids. The transcript is spliced from 3 exons. The record is from RefSeq and is a predicted model, not a curated record.
UAAUUUUUGUUUAUUGUCCUCACCGAUUUAUCUCAAAACUAGUCUUUCCAGAAAAAAUCCUUAAGACUUAGUGGAUUAAAUUGACGACAAAAAAAAAUCUCUCGAAAUUUUUUUCCAGCGUCAAUCGUUUUUGAGAUCGAUCGAUAUUUAAAUAAAAUUUACUGGGUGAUUAAUUGUUGAAUUUAUUGCAAUUACGGAUGACCGAACGAUCGUCUCUCUCUUCCCGAGCGGCAUCCAUUGUUUUAGGACUAGAUACGAGUGGCAGAAAAUUCCAGAAGGGAUCAGCUGUAAAUCAAUCAUCCAGUCCUUAUUUCAAAACUCGACCUCUUGCAGAUUUAACGAAUUUACACAUGGAGGAUAACUGCACCUUCGACAUCUCCCACAUAAAUGGGAUGAUUUCUUCUAGAGUAGUCGGCAGGCGUGAGAUGAUGAUUAAGAAAAAAAUUAUUUCGAAAGCUUCAGAAAAGGAAGACGACUUCUUCGGAAAAUUGUUGAAAAAUAUGGAAAAGGAUGUGAAAAACAGAAAGCUUGGAUUACCCUCUCCGAGUGUUGUGAAGACUUCGCGAAAGACAAUUCUGAUCGGCGAGGGAAAUCUCAAGCUGAUGAAGGGGUUCAAGGAGCACCUGAAAGUGCAGGAAACCGAACGAUUGUUCUCAUUGAAGACGAAUCAGAAAGAUAAAUCCCAAAAUCAGACACCAGGGACUGAUUUUACACGUGAUGAGCGAAUUCAUUCGUCUUAUUCUAGAUCUCCUCAGCCUCCAGUCUUGCAGAAGAUUUCGCCUCGCCCCGGAUACUCCGAGGCUGCAGCUUAUUAUGAGAGUGAUGACCUGUUCAGCCCUCCGAUUCCAUCGAAGAAGACCCAGAGCGUGCUGAGUUAUCCAAGUCCUCCAAGGUCUCCUGUGUUCUACUAACAAAAAUUGAAUCGAAUUGAUGGGUGAAUCAAAAGAAAUAUCGAAUACAGCAGUCGGUGUAUCUUCAAAACAGCAAUUCCAUCAACAACGAAAUUUCUUCGUCGACUUUCUCUCUGGAUUCAUCCCAUCGCCGUCUCACUUAGAACUGAAAAUUUCUUCACGCUUUCAAUUAAUUUUUAUUAAUAAUUUAUU